This is a messenger RNA of Corylus avellana, 1073 nucleotides long. RefSeq names its product auxin efflux carrier component 5-like. Gene Ontology annotation, molecular function: auxin efflux transmembrane transporter activity. NCBI's taxonomy places the organism in Eukaryota, Viridiplantae, Streptophyta, Magnoliopsida, Fagales, Betulaceae. The record is from RefSeq and is a predicted model, not a curated record. Gene Ontology annotation, biological process: auxin polar transport; auxin export across the plasma membrane. Gene Ontology annotation, cellular component: plasma membrane; endoplasmic reticulum.
AUGAUUGGGUGGGAAGACGUUUACAAAGUGGUGGUGGCGAUGAUGCCACUUUACUUCGCAUUGAUUUUAGGGUACGGGUCGGUCAGGUGGUGGCGGCUGUUUACUCUCGAACAGUGUGACGUUGUUAACCGCUUCACAUGCUUUUUCACCAUCCCGUUCUUAUCCUUUGAAUUCACCGCCCGCGCCGAUCCAUUCAAAUGGAACUAUUUGUUCAUCGCCGCCGACGCAGUUUCGAAGGUCAUCAUAGUGGUGGUGCUGGGCUUCUGGGCAAAGUGUAGUAGCAAGGGGAGCUACAGCUGGUCCAUCACAAGCUUUUCUUUGUGUACUUUGACCAAUUCUCUUAUUGUUGGGUUGCCGUUGAUGAAGGCCAUGUACGGCCAGCUGGCUGUGGAUAUGGUCGUUCAAUCCUCUAUUUUGCAGGGUAUUAUAUGGCAGACUCUUCUGUUGUUCGUCUUGGAAUUCCGGCGGACGGGGAUUGACUAUUCUGCCGAUCACACUACUACUGUCAGUCAAUCGGCGCCCGUCGAAACGGGAAAUGAUUUGGAGAUUGCGGCGAGCGCCGGGCGGCCGUCUUUCUGCUAUUUGAUGAGGACGGUGUGGUUGAAGCUGGGGAGAAAUCCCAACUCGUAUGCGUGUAUUAUAGGCAUUGCUUGGGCUCUUAUUGCCAAUAGGUGGCAUAUUCAGAUGCCAAGCAUCGUGGAGGGAUCUAUAUUGCUAAUGUCAAGAACUGCGACAGGCACUGCCAUGUUUAGCUUGGGGACCUUCAUGGCCCUUCAAGAAAAGUUGAUUGCUUGCGGCCCAGGACCCACUGUGUUUGUGAUGGUUUUGAGAUUUAUUUUUGCACCGGCCACUAUGGCUAUUGGUUCUAUCGCUGUGGGUUUGCAUGGUGACACUCUACGUAUUGCUAUCAUUCAGGCUGCAUUGCCACAAUCCAUUUCGUCUUUUAUCUUCGCUAAAGAAUAUGGAUUGCAUGCAGGAGUACUUAGCACUGCAGUCAUAUUCGGCACAAUGGCUUCGCUUCCUUUGUUGAUAGCUUAUUAUACGGUUUUCGAGUCUGUAUCAUGAUACCUUUU